UCUGUCGCUCUCACAGAUACUAUUAGCACGGAUCUGAGGUUGAAGUAGACAGCUAAAGAUAAAGUCAGCAAGAGAAAAAGCCCCAAAAAACGACAAACACGGAGGAAUUAAGACAAACAAACAGCAAAGUCUUCUUCAAACUCAAGCAUGCAGAAGCUGUGGGUGUUUGUGGCUUUUGUAGCCCUCCUGAUUGUCACAGUUACGCUGGCAGAUGGUGGGAAAAUGGAGAAACAAGGUAAGAAAGAGCGUAAAUCAGAUUGUGGCGAGUGGCAGUGGAGCGUGUGUGUGGCUAACGAGGGUGACUGCGGUCUGGGCACAAGGGAGGGCACACGCACUGGCACUGACUGUAAACAGACCAUCAAAACCCAGCGCUGCAAAAUCCCCUGCAACUGGAAAAAACAGUUUGGAGGAGAAUGCAAGUAUGACUUCCAGGAAUGGGGAGAGUGUGAUUCCACCAUGGGAAUAAAGACGCGUACCGGCGUGCUGAAGCGAGCGCUGAUGGAUGCAAACUGCCUGAAUACAGUCAGCACCACCAAACCCUGCGGCAAACCCAAGACCAAGCUGCAAGAUUCACGGAAACCAAAACGAGAUGGAAAAAAGAGGGAACGGAGCCCGACAGACUAGAGAGGAGAGGAGCGGCUCUUUCCCCCUCCGGCAGAGAGACGGAUAUAAUGGCCUUCACGAGAGGAACAAAUCAUUUAGUUUUCUGUCUAACAGAAGAUUUUUAAAUCUUUUAUAGUUUUCAGCUGAAUAAUGAAUAAAAGAUCCGGAACACAAAUAUUGUGCUUAACCUUCUAAUGCGCUCCGGACCUUCAGGGUCGGACAUUUAAAUGAAGCUUCUUGUUUAAAGGGGAAAUGAUUGACUCACCCUCAUGUCAUUCCAAACCUGUUUCAAAAGAGAUAUUUGGAAGAAUGUUCACGCUGCUUUAUCCAUACAGCGAUGUGAAGGAGAAUGGAUGCUGUCGAGCUCCAAAAAGGGCAAAAAUCAUCAUAUAAGUACCAUAAAGUCGUAUAUUCCCGGUCUUCUGUAGCCAUACGAUAGUGUCGAUGCACAGUUUUGAUGUUACAGAUGUCCAUUCCUGGUAUGAAGAAUUGAAUUUGGUAAUUUGGUUUUCACUAACGGCAUGGAUCAUUUUCGACAUUUAAGAUGUCAUUCAUUUCUCUCCAAUUUAUUAAAUGGCUAAAAUCCAAAACUAGCAUGUUCCCUAUUUUUUUUUACUUUUUUAAAAAAAAAAUUUUAUAUAUAUUUUUUUAUA
Molecule: messenger RNA, 1256 nt
Organism: Xyrauchen texanus (razorback sucker)
Lineage: Eukaryota; Metazoa; Chordata; Actinopteri; Cypriniformes; Catostomidae
Product: pleiotrophin-A-like
Exons: 5
Coding region: 148-624 (158 amino acids)
Molecular function (GO): growth factor activity
Source: RefSeq, a predicted model, not a curated record